CCUCUCCGUGCGACUGUUUUGUCCAUCGUCUUCGUCUGGAUAUACGGGCUGCUCUUCAUCGCCUCGACGACCGCCUUCAAUUCUAUUGUCACAUCAGCUAAUAUAACGUACUCCAUCCCUCAGGGCAUUUUGCUGUUCCGCGGCCGCUCGAUCCUGCCUACCCCAGCCCUGAACUUAGGACACUUUGAGCUUUUUUGCAACAUCUUCUCUCCCAUUGCAGUAACGGCGAUUGUCAUUUUCAACUGUUUCCCUACCUUUAUCCCGACCGAAGUUUCUACCAUGAAUUGGUCCAGUGUUGUUUUAGUGGGACUUUUUGGAGCUAUCGUUGCACUGUGGCUUGCUAUUGGGAGAAAAACAUUCCGCGGUCCCAACGUAGACAUAGACAUAAUCAGCGCUGCAGGAAAACCAGUUCUUGAAGAAGGAACUCGCUUGAGUGGGGAGGUGACUCGG
Messenger RNA from Cladophialophora psammophila CBS 110553, 450 nucleotides. RefSeq lists its product as uncharacterized. The annotation marks the transcript as partial. NCBI's taxonomy places the organism in Eukaryota, Fungi, Ascomycota, Eurotiomycetes, Chaetothyriales, Herpotrichiellaceae. The record is from RefSeq and is a predicted model, not a curated record. The transcript has 2 exons.